AUGGCAAUGUGUAUUAUUGAUUAUUUGUGUGAGUGGGGUUUGCAAAAGAUUUUCACUGUCAUAAUUGACAAUGCUAGUUCAAAUGAUGUGACCGUGGAGUUGUCUGACAAAUUAGAUGAUUGGGGAACCAAUUCCAUGAAUGGUCAACACCUUCACAUGAGAUGCAUGUCUCAUAUUUUAAAUCCUAUUGUGAAAGAUGGUUUAAAAGAGUCAAGUAUUUCCAUUGCUCGUGUUAGAUGUGCAGUCAGAUACAUUAGGCAGUCUCCUGCUAGGUUGAGGAGGUUUCUGGAAUGUUGUGAAAGUGAAAAUAUUGCCAAGAAGUCUUUAUGCUUAGAUGUUCCAACAAGGUGGAAUUCCACCUACUUGAUGUUGAGCAGGGCUAUUGAAUAUGAGCGUGCAAUUAAAGAAUAUUCUGAUCGUGAUUACCGGCUUGUCACAUUAUCUUAUGUGUCUGGAUCACUUUAUGUAACAUCAAAUGCCCAUUUUCUUGAAAUUGGUCAUGUUGCUGUUUACUUAAAUCGAUUAAUAACAACUGAAGAUGAACUUUUCAGUGAGAUGGCAUUAAGUAUGUGA
This is a messenger RNA of Nicotiana attenuata, 573 nucleotides long. RefSeq names its product zinc finger BED domain-containing protein RICESLEEPER 2-like. Lineage: Eukaryota; Viridiplantae; Streptophyta; Magnoliopsida; Solanales; Solanaceae. The transcript has 2 exons. The record is from RefSeq and is a predicted model, not a curated record. The coding region runs from base 1 to 573 and encodes 190 amino acids.